Hippocampus zosterae (dwarf seahorse) is the source of this 1762-nucleotide messenger RNA. It is a transcript of the gene ppp1r3da, whose product is annotated as protein phosphatase 1, regulatory subunit 3Da. The transcript is spliced from 2 exons. Gene Ontology annotation, cellular component: protein phosphatase type 1 complex. NCBI's taxonomy places the organism in Eukaryota, Metazoa, Chordata, Actinopteri, Syngnathiformes, Syngnathidae. The coding region runs from base 331 to 1254 and encodes 307 amino acids. The record is from RefSeq and is a predicted model, not a curated record. Gene Ontology annotation, biological process: regulation of glycogen biosynthetic process. Gene Ontology annotation, molecular function: glycogen binding; protein phosphatase 1 binding.
CUCAACAACGACGUUCGAUCAAUUGAGCAGAGGAAGACAGGCGCCAGAAACCAUGUUAUAUUUGGCUUGAGUAGGAGCCACAGAUUGCAAAGUCACUCGAAUUCCCAGAAAACAUCAGUUCAAGUGCUCCUUCCCUAAAAUGCUGCACGCGCGAGAACUGCUCAUCAUCGAAUUUAUCUUGUAUGAUGUUUACGGGGCGAAAGUGACAGAUCAAGUCGUAUUAUUGUCGCCGAGGGCUAUCAUACAGCAAUUGAAGAUCAAGUCGGGACUGCAGCCUGAAACAUAAGCACGAUUUUUCUCUGGUGAGCACAGCACUAGUUCACUGACGCCAUGGACAGAGGGUGGUUUAUUGGACAAGAGAAGAUUUUGCCGACAACAUCUGAACAGGAGACACAUUUGCCAAGUGCUUCUAGAUUAUUGUCAAAGCCCUGUAUGGCCAUCAAUCUGAAUGACUUGCUGCGACAAGUAAAAAGUGAUGUGGAGAAGAAGCCGAUUCCUAUCCGUCCACCAGGUCCUCGAGUGCCACCGCCAAGCAUUCGGGACGUCCACACUCUAUUAUGUGAACCUGUACCAAAAUCCAUCAUCCGUCAACGCUCACAGUCUCUGCCACCUACCACAGAAAAGAGAAGAAAAUGCAGACAUUUUGGUGUACGAUUUAUUGACUCUCUGGGCCUUGAUCUGGAGAAUAUCAAGUUUUUCAAAUCCGGAGAUGAACCAUCCGUACCACAUCACGUCAGUUUUAGAUUGCUGAUGGCUGCAGAGUUGGCCGAUGGAAACCAUUUGGAGAUAUCCUUGCCUUACUUACAGCCACUUUUUGACCAACACACCGGCGAUCAUCCAGGAUUUUUGCAUCGUCUUCUCAAGCACAAAGUGUGUCUCGAGAGAGUCCUAUGUUUUGAAUUCGGUGUGAUCGGAAUUGCCCAAGUGCUGAAUCUGGAUUUUGAGAAAGACGUAACUGCUCGCUAUUCAUUUACAGAGUGGAAGAGCUGUGCAGAAACUAAGGCCUCAUGGAUCUCUACUAGCUCAAAGAUGUGUGAAGGAGGAAGUCAACUCACUUGUGAUGUGUUCCGUUUCCACUUGCCUGUCCCUCCAUUCCUGCAGCCUGGGGCUCUGUUAGAAUUUGCCAUCAAGUACAAGGUUUGUGGAGUUGAAUACUGGGACAAUAAUUUUGGAGAAAAUUACAAGUUACUUUGCCAUCACUACAAGCACACUGUCCCCAAAGAAUGUGAGGAUAGCAUGGUUCACUUUUUUUAGGAUGCGGCGUUCAGGCACAAAAAAAUGAAAAGCACACUUAUUGAAAAUGAAUUGACUUUCUUGUGACAUUGACAGGUAGGUGACUUUUUGCAAAUACAUGAAUAAAAAUACAACGAUGAUUUGUUGUUACGCAUAGACUGUGAAUGAACUUUUGACAUGAGAGAAAUUAACACUAACAUCAAAUGGAUUUUUAUCUGUCAGCAGCUUCCAAAAGUUAAUUUUGUGUCUUUUUAAAUUGCACUUUGAUUUCAACUUUCACUUUUGUGUCUUUUUCUAUUGUGGUAUUUGAAUUGCACAAGAAAGCACAUGAAUGUUUGGACUUUCAUUGGAAAGGAGGUUCACGAACUAUUCCAUUACAGUAUAUUGAAAAGGAAGUGAUCGCCAAAUCUUAGCAAACCCGAAUGCCAAAUGUGUGUCUUAGGGGGUAAUAUUAAAAAAACAUUCUUUUGUCAUGUGUUACUACAAACCAUAAAUAAUGUCUAUUUUGUGUAAUAAAGAUGUGACCAAA